CACUUGCCCGCUCAUCCCCCUUUUCCAUCCGCUUUUACGAGAUAAAAAGAUAUGUCCGAAGAGAACAAGGACGCCGCUAAGCCUGCUGAGAAGCAGAGACUCAUCAGCGAGGCUGAUCUGACCAAGUACAAGACCGCUGGAGACAUCACGAACGAUGUCAUGAAGAAGUUGAUCGAGCUCGCGGUCGAGGGCGCGAAGGUCCUCGACAUCUGUGUCGAGGGUGACAAGCUCAUCGAGGAGGCGACCGCGGGCGUGUUCAACAAGGCCGUCAAGGGUGUCAAGGUCCAGAAGGGCUCCGCGUUCCCCACCUGCGUUUCUGUGAACAACUGCGUGUCGCAUUUCUCGCCUCUCGCAUCGGAUCCCCUGUCAUCGCAGACGCUCGCCAAGGGCGACGUCGUCAAGAUCCACACUGGCGCACACAUCGACGGCUUCGCGUCCAUCGCGGCCGAGACCAUCGUCGUUGGCGCCUCUGUCGCGGACCCCAUCACCGGGCCACGUGCAAACGCGCUCAAGGCUGCAUGGACCGCCGCCGAGGCAGCGAUGCGCCUCAUCAAAGUCGGCAACAAGAACUGGGCGGUCACCGAUGCGAUCGACAAGGUCGCGAAGGCGUUCGAUUGCAAGCCUAUAGAGGGUAUGCUGUCGUGUCAGCAGACGCAGAACGUGAUCGAUGGCAAGAAGCGUAUUAUCCAGAACCCCUCGACGCAACAGCGAUCGGACACGGAGACGGUUACGUUUGCGGAGGACGAGGUGUACGGUAUUGACGUUCUCAUCUCGACGCACGAGGACGGAAAGUCUCGCGUUGAGGACCAGCGGACGUCAGUCUACCAGAAAGAGGGUGCCGUAACCUACCAGCUCAAGAUGAAAAACUCGCGUGCCGUCUUCUCCGAGGUGCAGAAGAAAGCCGGCGCCUUCCCGUUCACCGUGCGCGUGCUCGAGGACGAGAAGCGCGCGCGUCUGGGCCUGCAAGAGGCCGUGCAGCACGGCCUGAUCAAGCCGUACGACACUGUGUAUGCGCCCGCCAACGCAUUCGUGGCCGCCUUCCACUUCACCAUUGCCCUCCUGCCUAGCGGCCCGCUCAUGCUCACGCACCCGCCAAUAUGGUACAAGCCCGAGCUCGUCCGCACGGAGAAGGAGCUUGAAGACGAGGAGCUCAAGGAGCUGCUCGCGAAGCCCGUCAAGGAGUCGAAGAAGAACAAGAAAAAGGCAGAGGGCGCAGCAUAAAUCUUGGGCCGAUGCGACGAACUGACAAGCGAAAACACCACAAUUGCUGGGGAGAGGAGAAGUCAUAUUGAUGAAUUAUUGAUAUUGUGACAUUGCAACGAAUAAAUGUACAUGUACAAUGGUCCACACGUUAAAUGUUAACGUAGAUCCCUCUUGGACGUUUUGUGUGAUGUCGAUCCUAGUAGGGGGGAUAUUCUGGCUAUGAUGCAACAUUCGCUCUCGAUUUCUCUGCGUGCUCCCCGAAUUCUCCUAUCGUACGAAUGACGAGAUCGAUGUUCUCUAGGAAACCGUUGACGGUGAGCCUUGCCAGCCGCACAGUCAGCGUUUCAAAUGUCACGACGAGAUCCUGCCCUUCCACAGCCAGCGUCCGCUUCACGGCAUGCGGCUGCAGCUCGCUGUCGACCUCGAUGACCUGCUUCGCGAUUGAGGCGUGCUUGGGCGCGGCGAACGGGAUCCGCACGGUCACGGUGUGCCAGUUAUCAGUGGACAUAUUCAUCUAUGCGGUUGAUGCGGUCGUGGUAAUGGUA
Coniophora puteana RWD-64-598 SS2 is the source of this 1748-nucleotide messenger RNA. Its product is annotated as proliferation-associated protein 1. The record is from RefSeq and is a predicted model, not a curated record. The transcript is spliced from 8 exons. The coding region runs from base 52 to 1221 and encodes 389 amino acids. Lineage: Eukaryota; Fungi; Basidiomycota; Agaricomycetes; Boletales; Coniophoraceae.